AGUGGAAGGAAGGGAGGGAGGAAGGAAGGAAGGAAAGGGACGGCAGGAAAAGUUUUUCUUUACGGGAGCGAGGGGCAGCGCGGACAGACGGACGAGAGGUGCUUUGCUUGCGGAGGAAGAGGAGAGAGAGAGAGGGGAGAGAGGACGGAGGAGGACGGGAGGGGAGUUGGAGCGGUCACGGCUUCGCCGACAAGGAGCUGGGGGACGACGAGGACGACGACGACAACGACGCGACGAGACGGAGGGCGAGACGAGAGGAGACGAGGGCGGGACGAGGAGCGGAGAGCGGAGGGGAGGAACGAAUGGAUGGAGAGGAGCACCUCGAUCGAAUUUCGAGACGUGAUGCGGAGUUUUGACGAGUCGGACUGAACGCGCGGUGCCUGGCGAUCGCUUGCGGCCUGAUCUGAAAUUUGAUAGGGAUUGUGUUGUAGAUCGAUCGGCCGGCGGUGACGGAAGGUAGCUAGAGAGAUUCGAGAAUGCGUGAGUGAGUGCGAGAGUGCGAGAGUGACUGAUUGAAUUGAUGAACGCCCUCCUUGAUCGGGAUGAAUUGCGGGAGACGCAGGGCUUCUGUCGAGUGUCCCGCCCCGUUCAGGUUUCGGCUUCCGGAGUUUGCCUGACGAGCUGACCCGCCCACUGACCCAGCGCUCGCCCCGAACUUUGUCGUCGACGCUUCCUCCUCGCGAAGAGUGCUACAGCAGCAGUCGCAGCUGGUCCGGAGACUGUUGGAGAUUCACAAAUAACCAAUUUCCUGGACGCCCAGUGCAAGCUUAGCCAAAAUGAUGUCCAGGCCGAGUUCCUCCGCUUCUCUGCCAGCCUUUGGUCAUGGCCCGCAUGAUUCUAGCUAUGCCCUUCUGAGCAGACGCAAUUCAGAAUUUGGAAGCCGAUAUAUUCAAGUCGAUGACUCGGGAGUGUAUUUGUCUUCCCUGGUGGUGACGGUGUUAGUUUCUGCUAUUGCGACUAUAGGCAUUCUUCUCUUCACCUUGGUCGUUACUCUGUCCGUGAUGCUGGGGUCUUGCCAAGGUCAACCUAUAGCCGUGAGCGCGGAUACACACAUGAGGGCAGUCAGAUCUUGUGAUAGCUUCAUUUUGAACGAAGAAGUCAAUAACGUUCAAGGGUGGGUUGUCUCCGAGCAAUGCAAGAGCCAUGUUGCGGACUACAUGCGAGGGGGCCAAUACUAUAUAGAUUUUGCAGGAGCGAUUAAUGCAGCCAGCGACUACUUGAGGACCGUUCCAGCUCAAGGCGACGGGCUAGAUGUGGUGGUAAUGGACAUCGAUGAAACUGCUCUCUCCAACAUGCCCUACUAUGCUGAACACAACUACGGAGCUGAGUUGUUCAACGAGACUGUCUGGGAUGAGUGGGUAUACCAGCAAAAGGGACUUCCAUUACAUGCUACCUUGGAUCUCUUUAACCAGCUCAAGGAUGCAAACAUUGGAGUUAUCUUCCUCACCGGAAGACCCGAAAAUCAACGAAACGUCACUAGUGCAAACCUUAUUGCUGCAGGCUAUGAGGGAUGGACUGAGCUUUCUUUGAGGUUGCCAGGCGAGAAUGGGAUGACAGCAAUAGACUACAAGUCACAACGCAGACUUCAGUACGAGAAGAAAGGUUAUCGUGUUUGGAGCAGUCUAGGAGAUCAAUGGAGUGAUCUCAUGGGACCGGCCGCGGGAGCUCGAACUUUUAAGCUUCCUAACCCAAUGUACUACAUAUUCUAGACGAGCUCUGACUGGAGAUUCUGAGUAAGUAACAAAGACUUAGAGAAAUAGCAGAGCCAGCUCCAUGGUGUUGAUAUUUUCUCAAUGGUGCAUGAGAUAUUGUUUAAAUGAUAGAAGUUAUUGUCAAAGUUUGGAUGGGACACUACUACCUUCCGCAGGUAAGCCUUGUUGGCUUUUCCUGUACAUCCGAUGUCCGAGCAGUUGGGAAAUCUUGAGUGAUGUUUUUAAAGUUCUUUCUGCUCAGUAACUAGCUCUGAUUGCCGUCUCUUUGAUGAGCAUUGAGGUUGGAGGAUUCAUGGCCGGAAGUGGGAUUCAUGUUAUAUAUUAUCAGUGUUCCAAAAAGCAAAAAUAGUGAAACUUCUCUACUUUGGACUUACAUAUGUCGGAUGGCUUCAGUUUCUUGGCCUAAUUCAUAUGUGUGGAUUGCGAGUAGAAAGUCAGAUAGGUAUAGCCACGAUAAAGGAUACGAAUGGUCGUGAAAUCCAGAAUACAGUAGAAAUCUCAGGUGUUAAUAUUCUGGCGGGUCUGCCUGCAGUUUGUCCAAAGAACAUUCUCCUUCCGGUGUCUCUCCAUCUUAGGCAACUGAGCCUUAUUGACUUCAAGAAUUGCUUUUAACAGUGGCAGUUAUAUUUAAAACGGCACCGUGGAUGGGGUUGUGACUAUUAUCAACUCUUAUUCGUGCACGUAUCUGCGCCCUUUCAACCAU
This is a messenger RNA of Marchantia polymorpha subsp. ruderalis, 2415 nucleotides long. NCBI's taxonomy places the organism in Eukaryota, Viridiplantae, Streptophyta, Marchantiopsida, Marchantiales, Marchantiaceae. The record is from the annotation of a GenBank genome assembly.